Molecule: messenger RNA, 681 nt
Organism: Mesorhabditis spiculigera
Lineage: Eukaryota; Metazoa; Nematoda; Chromadorea; Rhabditida; Rhabditidae
Source: the annotation of a GenBank genome assembly
AUGCUACUCCGAUUGGUGCUCGCUAUCGGGUUGCUCGCGGGGACCGGAUACGCCCGUGCGCAGCCGUUCCAAGUUCUGGACACAAACUCCUUGUUAAACCAGCUAUUUGAUGCUGAUGACAAUCGAGCUCAGGACACGCAAGUUACGAUCAACUAUCAGAAUAUGGCUUCAAAAGCACACCCUGAUCACGACAAUGCGCCAAACCCACUUUUCACACUGGUUGACGCCACUUUGUUGAGCGGUCCGACUUAUGCCAGCUUCAACAACUUAGUUGCCACCUUCACCAUUCCCGAUUCCGACCAAGACGAUCCGAUGACGUCCGCUAGACAGGCCGCUGCUUCUGAUUUCAUCGAGAAAAUAUCGACUACAAAGGCUUACACCAUUGCCUGGACGUACCUCCAAGAUUACGGUCACGUCUCCCAGGACCCGACCGUCUUCAAACAGCAGCUGAGCGCCCUAUGGUUCACGCCGUACGCCAGGGGACAAGCUACUGGGAGUUCCGGUUUCGAAUCAGUAUUCGUCGGCGAGACCCAAGCGAACAGCAUCAUCCGAGGCAACAACUGGCUCGGCUUCUACUUGAAAGAGAAAGACGCCGCCGUCGACUAUCAUGGAUGGUUCACCAGGAAUAAGGUCGGUUUACAUACAAACGUACAGGUGUUAAUCCGGUGGAAUACGACAAAA